GCGCACCCUUUCACAUUUUUAUGCGGCUUUUCAUGAAAAAUUAAGCGACCCGCAUGAGCUUCGCAGACUUUUAAUAUUUUUUUAGGGCGGUUAAGACCGGCAAAUUUUUUUUCUGAAAAAUUUAUGUUUUGCGGCCAUUAUGGGGCCAAUGUCAAAAAAGGCGCAAAAGCGAAAAAUGAAAUAUUUCGAAUUGUGUUAUAUUUUCAGUCUUAUUGAUGUUAAUUAGAUAAAUAGGAUAGAUGGUAUAGCAAAGAGGGCUUAUAUAUAAUAAAAAAUAUAAUUAUUGCGUUUGUGACAUAAAUUACCCCUUUAUAUAUUAUUAGUCUAAUAAAAAAAUUACAAAAUGGGACCGAAAAAGGCUAGAAUUUCAUCUGAGGAAGCCAUUCAAAAUAUAUUGAGAUUUAUUGAAGAAGAUAACGUAGACGAAGCUAUGGAUGAAGAACUUGAUGAUGAAGAUGAUUUGGAAGAAUUGUGCGGUGAAAUUGAUAAAGAAAUAGUUGAAGAAGAGGAUCAUCAACAUGAUAACGAUGACCGUGUAGGUGAUGCUGACAAUGAUGCGUCCGAAAGUGAAGAGGAAGCCGGAGCAAACCAUUCGAGGAGACGUCGACUUACGAAAUAUCGCUUAGUAAACAGUAUUGCUGCCGCUACAAAUUUAGAAAAUUAUAACGUUUUUCCAAUACCACCAGAAUCAAAGUCUAUCCAAAGCAUUUUCAAAAUAGAUAAUAAGAAGAAAAAUGACAUAAUUCGUACUUUCCAGAAUCAGCCACAAGCUGGAAAUGUUGGUCGAAAUAAUCGUGCAAAUGUUAUUACUGGACGACAAGGCCCACAACCAAAAGCUUGUGAAACUGCAUCACCCCGUUCUGCUUUUGAGCUCUACUUCACUCCUGAAAUUGUGAAUAACAUUUUGUUGUGCACCAACAGAAAGAUUAGACGCACUCUGUCCAAACUACCCGAUAAUUUCUUGACGCAAAAUAGUAGGUAUUCGUACAUGAAAGAAACCUCUGUUGAAGAAAUUUAUGCAUUUAUUGGAUUGUACCUAUAUCGAGGACUAUACAAACUAAACUGUAUAUCUGCUCAUAGAUUAUUCUCAAACCAAUAUGGUCCGCCAAUAUUCAGCGCCACUAUGUCGAGAAAUAGGUUUUUUUUUAUACGUACAAACCUUUGUUUUGACGACGAGACAACAAGAGAUGAAAGAUGGAAACAUGACCGUUUUGCGGCAAUGCGUGAAGUUUUUGAAUCUUUCAAUUAUGAAUGCAUGUCAUGCCUUGUACCGGGCGACUAUCUAUCACUUGAUGAAACCCUGUAUCCAAUGAGGACACAGAUAAGUUUCAAACAGUACAAUCCCAACAAACCCGCCAAAUACGGUUUAUUACUGAAAGCCAUAAAUGCAGCACGAUAUCCGUAUACAUUCCUUGCAGCUCCAUAUAGCGGCAAACCACAGGGAGAUCCAGGAAUUUAUUAUGUACCAGGCACUGAGGAAAUAGUAAAAUACAUGAUAAAACAACUAUCAAAUGUUGUCUCGCUGGCCGGACGUAAUAUAUCUUUCGACAGAUUAUAUACAUCAAUCCCGCUUGCGCUUUGGUUGUAUGAAAGGGAUAUCACUUGUGUUGGUACAAUGCAGAUCAACAGGAAAGGAAUUCCAAUUGAAAUGAAAGAUUUCAAACAAAGAGAGCCACUGUCCAGUGAAGUGUAUUGGCAAAAAGAUGGGCCGCUGUCCUUAUCUUCAUAUGUAGUGAAAACUUCAAACGGAAAGAAAAAUGUACUCAUGUUGUCAACACUAGAACCAAUCCUAGGUACAACCAAGGAUGAUAAUUGCCACAAAUUGGGGUUAUAUAAACUAUAUGACUUUACAAAGGGGGGUACUGAUAUUGUGGAUCAGAGGAUGGGGUUUCACACGACGAAGACAAAGUCAAGAAAGUGGACGUUUGUUAUGUUUUCUUACAUGUUGGAUACCGCUCGAGUAAAUUCUUCGACGAUAUAUUCACUGAAUAAAGGUAUUGAUCCGCUACAACAAAAGUCUUUUGAAUACGCCUUUCAAUUAGUCAUGGAAUUGGUGAAACCAACCAUACAAAAAAGAAGUCAAAAUGGUAUGUUGUCCAUCACAAAACAAAAAAUAAAUCUUGUCUUGGGUAAUGCGCAAUGUAAUCCGGAACCGCGUGCAGCUAUUGGUCCUGCAUUUGCAGAAACAAGGAAACGGUGUACUGUUUGUCAGGCUGAGAAUGCAGGAGAAAAUUAUUCCCAAAAGAAAAAAUCUAUUCCGUGUGUCAAAUCACUUUGUCAAUCAUGUGGCAAUACAACGUGUCAGGCCCAUAUGAUACAAAAAUGUAUGUCGUGUUCAAAGAAAUGAACGUUCUGGUUUCAGCUGAUGAUAUGAACCUUACUGACAUUAUUUUACUUCUUUUUGUUUAUUUUUGUCAUGUUUUAUACUAAUAGCAGGGUUUUGGUGUAAAAAAACUAAUUCAUGUCAAAAAACCUUCUUUAGGGACAUUUUUUUGAAAAAUCCUUAUUUUUCGCCCUUUUUUUUCAGCCGCUCAUGUUGAUUGGGGCAGUGAGAAUGUAAUUUAGCUUGAAAACAUCCAAAGUAGGUGUUUUUUGGUACAAUAUAGAUACAUAAUGUUACUGUAAAAAAAUCAGGUUCACCGCUUUUAUGCGAAAGAUUUUCUUGGGGGUGCGCUCAAUCAGCGCGCCCCUGGGAUUUGAACGUCAAAAAAGCCCCGGUACGAAUAGGGUUAAGUUUAAAUCCUCGUUUUGACAGAUCUUUUUCUGAGAACGAGGCUAAAAUGAGUUUUAAGCCAAUAAGAAUCCUAACAGUACAACAAAUUGUUUUAUUAUCCAAUGAACAUUACUUUAUUUUAAAGUUUAUAAUCGAAAGUUAAAGCUCGUGCAGUGUAGCAUAAUGAAGAUCGUCUUAUAAUGCGCCAUCUUUGAUGUUAUAUAAUUACGCCAUUUCCUUCUGUACUACAAAUUUGUAAGCACGUAGACUAAAGCUAUAUUCAGCAGAACUAAUUAACUAUCAAUGAAUUUUAAUUUAAAGAGGAAUUGCUGAGGCUGAAUAUUUUUGGUGAAAGAUAAUGUAUUACUAGCUGCUUCCCGUGGAAGAAUCCACUGUAUUCCAUUUAAUUUAUGUAGCAGAUAUAUGUCUAUCAAAAAACAAACAAUACAGCAGUGCACAUCUUACAUCUGCAUUAUUAUAUAAAUGACCAAAAAAAAUAAAGGUUUUCAACAACUGCAGUAUUUAUGUGACAUUUAAAAUCUAAAUCUACUAAAAUUACUGCUCUGACCAUCUGACAAAUGCGAAAAUUAUUCGGAAAAAAGUUUUUAAAAGCAUUUCAACAUACAUCUCACCCAUAAAAUUUAAAUCACUCAAAACGCCACAUAUAUACAAAGAAGCUGAUCAAUGUCAAACACAAAUCUCUCUCAUUGUAUAUGUCAAAAUCAGUUAGUUUAUUGCAAACCCUGCCAAAGGUUGACACAAAAUGUGAAAAAUAAACAAUAAAUUUUUCCUAAGUAGAAAUUUUUAUCUAAGGUGUUAAAAAGGGAUUUGCAAGGAUAAAUAAUAAUGCAAUAAAACAUUAUUUGACAUAUUGCAUACGGUCCUUCCUGACCAAACUUUAGACAAAAUGCCAACAAAAUAACGGUGUUUAAAUCUAAAAUUAAUAAAGUCCUUUUAGCAACUUGCAUGCUGUUUUACCAUCAAUAAAGUAAACAAAAUUUCAAAUCUCACAUAGUAUUCUGUCACAAAUUUUCAUAAAAUAUAUAUAUAAGUCAUAAUGAGUCAUGUUAAUUGGUAUGGUUCGGAAGUGAAAACGACACAAAGUAGUGGUAGAAAAUGUAUUCUUAAAUAGUUUGCAGUUAUAUUUUUGGGGUAUGGGUUGAGGUGCUAGGGCUUCGUUAAAAAUUAAGUACUGAAAUAAAUUACUGACAUUGUAACAGACUAGACAAUUGACAAAUUACUGACAUUGUAACAGACAAGACAAUUCGCACUACAUGCUUUAGACAACGGACUCUUGAAUCUUGACACUACAUGUCUA
This is a messenger RNA of Hydractinia symbiolongicarpus, 4031 nucleotides long. RefSeq names its product piggyBac transposable element-derived protein 1-like. The record is from RefSeq and is a predicted model, not a curated record. The transcript has 2 exons. Lineage: Eukaryota; Metazoa; Cnidaria; Hydrozoa; Anthoathecata; Hydractiniidae. Bases 344 to 2347 code for a protein of 667 amino acids.